This is a messenger RNA of Zingiber officinale, 1287 nucleotides long. Its product is annotated as transcription factor VIP1-like. Bases 39 to 1103 code for a protein of 354 amino acids. Gene Ontology annotation, biological process: regulation of DNA-templated transcription. Gene Ontology annotation, molecular function: DNA-binding transcription factor activity. The record is from RefSeq and is a predicted model, not a curated record. Gene Ontology annotation, cellular component: nucleus. The transcript is spliced from 4 exons. Lineage: Eukaryota; Viridiplantae; Streptophyta; Magnoliopsida; Zingiberales; Zingiberaceae.
CCGGACACUCUCUUAAUUGGCAUUUGGGACGGCUGCGCAUGAUUGAUUCCGCCGCCUACCAUCGCAAAGCAGCCCUUCCGACUCUACCUCGUCUGUCGGCACCAGCGAUGGAGCCGAGCGGAGGGCCGCCUGCCGGCGCCCACAACCGGUUCGGGCAGAUCCCGCCGCCGAGUAGCCGAAGCGGCGCCCCCGCGCACCGCCGGGCUCACUCCGAGACCUUCAUCCGCCUCCCUGACGACUUCCUGUUCGACAACGACCCCGACUUCAGCAUCUCGGACAUGGACUUCCCCUCGCUUUCCGACGACAAUGUGUCUGGUGCCAUAUCUGGGCCGCUCUUGGCCGAGCAUCAGCUGUCAGAUCCGCAGGCGGCGAGCAGGCCCGUCCCGGGGCCCCACCUCCGGAACCUUUCGAUGGACAGUGCUCUCUUCGACGGGAUAGGGCUCCACACCUCAGCCGGGGAUGCUGGUGUCGGGCCGGGCAGGAGAGGGCACCACCGACGGAGUGGCUCCGUGGACGGUUCGAUCUCGCCGUUGGAGGGGGAUUCGACCUCGCUGUUCUCGGAUAAUGCGAAGAAGGCCAUGCCGGCCGAUAAGAUAGCGGAGCUGGCGCUGCUUGACCCGAAGAGAGCUAAAAGGAUUCUUGCAAAUAGGCAAUCUGCUGCCCGUUCGAAGGAGAGGAAGGUCCGUUACACAUGUGAACUUGAGCGGAAAGUGCAAACGCUUCAGACUGAGGCAACCACUCUUUCUGCACAGCUCACCCUUCUCCAGAGAGAUACUACAGAUUUGACCGCAGAGAACAGAGAACUCAAAUUGCGGUUGCAGGCUUUGGAACAACAGGCUCAGCUUCGUGAUGCACUCAAUGAGACUUUAAGAGAAGAAGUGCAACGACUUAAGAUAGUAACCGGACAACUUCCAAAUGCAAAUGGAAAUCAUUUCAAUGGAGGGCUUCAGCAAUCCGUAUCAAACUACUACUCUCUGAUGCCUCAAUUGCCUCCCCGCAAUGGACGUCAAGCCCAGCAUUUGCAUCCAUCUCAAAGUCAGGCUUCUUCGAACAACCAACCAACCAAACCUCCCCAUUCCCCAAACGAUCCCAUGGAAAUGUGAUGCUGAGGUCCAUAAUCUCAUAUAGACUUUAACUAAUGCAUUUAACAUGUAGUGUCAUGGCAUGUGAGCAUUGUUCUUGUAUCAUUAGAGACAGCUGGUGUGGUCAUGUAUAGUGUUUACAGCAACAUAUACCUCUUAUGUAAAGAUGAAUCUGUGCUAUGAAUAUGGUCCUUAAUUUGCUUAA